ACAUUUAUUUGAUGAUUUCGAUGUAUUCGAAUGAUUUAUAACCAUUAUUCAUGGGCCUGAUGAAGGAGAUAAAUGCUCAGAAACGUUGCCAUUGAAUAAAUUGUAUGCAACUGUUCCUUGUGACUAAUAUUCCUCACCAUCGAAUUAAAUCUUCGGAACGAUAAUUUAUCUGAAAUAUCAUUAUUCCCACAAAUCUUGGGUAUUAUUGAAGGUUAUCAAAAACACGUUACUUGCUUACGUUUUUUGGAGUCACUAUGAGUUGUGUUCAAGGGGAGAGUUGCCUUUCUCUAGAUAGGUAUUCAUUUCUUCAGUUUUUUAUAUGGAACGUACUCAGUUUAUACCAAAGAAAGGCUCGAAGACUACGUUCGAUCAGCAAAAUACUGGAGAUAGUGAUGCUCACGAGACCAACGAGACUAGACUCUCGUUUCGUGGGACCUAGUCAUGUCUCGCCCCGAGUAUGAAUUAAUCCUUAUUAUGGAUCUGAAUCUGCAUCAGAAUUAAUCCUCUUUACUGUAUUCAUUGCCUUCCCGUUUAGGCGUGAUCAUUCUUGAUUAUCUGGUUUUUGUAUUGCUCAGUUAAUGGAUUGAACUGUUGGACAAUAAAUCUUUUAUUUGACUUCAGCCUUGCCGCUUUCAAACUCCUCUCCAGUACAAUACAAGUUGAGAAAAUUUAAAUAUCAACGAACUGAGAUAUAAAAUCUUUACAACACCUGUCUUAGGAACCAGGAAGAUUUUACCCCUAGCAAUGCUUCCACCAACGGAGUCAGCCUUGAUGCAACUUACUAGCCGAGUUUAUUAUCAAAUUCAAAUUUGGCUAGGACGAAGGAAUUUGAAACCGGAAGAUUGGGGAUGGCAUAGAUCAAAUUUCAUGCUGCUUCCAAAAAUGAUGAGCAAGGCAAUAGCGCCACAGGAAUUGUUGAAUAACGUUUUCUGCAGUUGUAAUGGAAAAUGCGAUACUGCUCGUUGCAGUUACAAAAAAGCAGGACUGAAGUGUACAAGGUUCUGCAAAGUUUGUAACGGUAUAAGUUGUGAAAAUUUUUCAAACUUAAUAAAGAGAUCAGAAAUGAACUCGGACGUAGAUGAGGACGACGGCGAUGAAGAUGAUCUUGAAGCAGAUAAUACCAUAGGAGAAGAAGAUUGAUGCAUUAACGUUAAUAAUUAAUGAAUAAUGUAUUACUGAGUUUUUCUUUCAAAUUAUUCGCUGCAUGAAUUUCCAUUGAAUUUUUUGUCUUCAU
This is a messenger RNA of Coccinella septempunctata (seven-spotted ladybird), 1234 nucleotides long. RefSeq lists its product as uncharacterized. The coding region runs from base 745 to 1140 and encodes 131 amino acids. The transcript is spliced from 3 exons. The record is from RefSeq and is a predicted model, not a curated record. NCBI's taxonomy places the organism in Eukaryota, Metazoa, Arthropoda, Insecta, Coleoptera, Coccinellidae.